AAUCUAGCUAGCAAAGCUUGGCAGACAUUUGGCUCUGUGCUAGGAUAGUGGGAGCGCUAGCAGAUUGGCUUUGUUUCGGUUCCAUUUUUAGAGGAGACAAGCCUUUGGUCGUAUUAGUAGCGAAUGACAAUUGGCUUCCAAUGGUUGUUGCUCUGAUCCUGUGAAAGAAUAGGUCCACCUAUAGAAGUCACUGUAUUUCAUUAACUACUCAUUCUAUAAAAUUUUGCGUUCCAAAGUUUUCAUAGAAAAGACACCGAAACGCCAAAUUUCUUUCACUCCUGGCUGGUGCUCAAAAAGUUGUAAAAAUUGUUUCUCGGACCAGUGUUUUCCCAGAAAAAAAAAUCUGAGAAGGAAGCAGUUGGGUAAGAUAACGUAUACAGGAGUCAAAAUCAGCGGAAAAUUAUUCUCAUCACAAGAUGAUGAGACCACGGUCGCGAUCAAGAGGUGGAAAAUCAUCAACAUACCAACGAUCGAGAAGUCGCUCACCAUUUUUCAGCAGAGAGAAACAUAACAGAUUUGCAAGUAAACCAUACAGAGGCAAUUCUUCUUAUCACCACCAUGGAAGACCUGAAGAUGUCAGGCGCAGGGAGGAAUAUAACAGGCCAGCAAAUAAUUCUCCAAGACGAUCACCAGGCCCUUAUAAGCCCAGGAGUCGAAGCCAUUCUCCGAGUCCAUGUGUUCAUCAUCAGCAUUCACAUAACUUAAGAAAAGGGGAAUUCAACAAUGACACUCGUAGAGACCAAAGAAGCCCUGUUCACUAUAAUACAAUGUAUCGCCGCAGUCCGCCUCCACAGAGGUUACCGACAGAGCCCAUCCCAAAGGAUCGGAGUAUAUUCCGUGGACCUGAGGGCACGGUGAUAGACCUGAAUGAGCUUCAGAAAAUUACUGUUGACAUCCGUCGAAAUCUGUCACGUGGUGCAGUCCCUGCAUCAUAUGGUCCGUUGAAAUAUGCAUUCAAUCCUGCAGACGUUAUUCUUGUUAGAAGGCCUGGAGAAGGAUCGCGUCCAAUAUUCGAUCGCGAAGAGUUGAAACCGCGACCUGCGGAAGAAAGAGUAAUAAAACUGGCAGCAGAUUUUCCAGAUAGAAUGGAACGUGUACAACGGUCGCCUUCGCGAAGCCAUGACCCAUUCACUGGAGCUUCAGGUUCAUCCUAUCAGCAGGACAAUCGAUCCAACGAUGGAGACGGUGAAGGAGACUUGCGAUUUCGUUUGCUGGAAAAGAAAAGUAGCGAGGAAAAUAAGGAAAGGAUGAAUGCUGAUCCGAAUUACGUGCCGCAAGGCCGAUACUAUUACGAGCAUGAUAAUCGCGAAAGGUUCAUGAACCGGGGACGCGGAUUUGCUUUCCGCGGAAACGCAAGGGGUAAUUACAAUUCAAAUUUACAAGGUGGUAAUAGUAGUGGAGCAUUUCGUGGAAGCUAUCGUGGUGGCAACGGAGGUCAGUACCGCGAAACAUCUCGCGGGUCUUACAGAGGCAAAUUGCGUUCUCCCAACUGGCAACAUGAUUUGUAUGAUACGGCGCCAGUGGAUGAUGGAAAACCAAGUAGUACGACGCAGAUAUGAAAAGGUCAAUGAACCAUUCCCUUUGAACACACACACAAACAAAAAUCAUCCUUACCUUUCCCCUGACUUCAGUGUUGAAACACAUGGUUGGCAUCACAUAACUACAUUUACAUAAUGAAAAACAGUUAUGUACAUCCCCACAUCCCAUUCGAUUAAAGAUUACAAUGACGUUUAUUCCACAAAACUGUGGUUACGUUUUCUCUUUGCACGAUGGAUGAGAAAAAUGAUACACAAUAAAUAUGUUUAGUUAAUUAAA
Molecule: messenger RNA, 1815 nt
Organism: Daphnia magna
Lineage: Eukaryota; Metazoa; Arthropoda; Branchiopoda; Diplostraca; Daphniidae
Exons: 6
Coding region: 417-1559 (380 amino acids)
Biological process (GO): mRNA processing
Cellular component (GO): exon-exon junction complex
Molecular function (GO): mRNA binding
Source: RefSeq, a predicted model, not a curated record